Ooceraea biroi (clonal raider ant) is the source of this 2914-nucleotide messenger RNA. RefSeq names its product cdc42 homolog. The record is from RefSeq and is a predicted model, not a curated record. NCBI's taxonomy places the organism in Eukaryota, Metazoa, Arthropoda, Insecta, Hymenoptera, Formicidae. Gene Ontology annotation, molecular function: GTP binding; GTPase activity. Gene Ontology annotation, biological process: small GTPase-mediated signal transduction.
CCAAAAACAAUAAUUCUCCAGGGUGCCCGUGUGCCACUUCGCGGACGGCUUCCCGGUCGCGUCUGCUUCUAGUCGCGAAUUUACGAUCUCUCGCGUUCGGCCGCGCGCAUAAACGCGCGGAGCUCCGUGCCGUCGAGUUGUUGAGCCGCGCUCAAGUUUUCAAGAAAGUCGGCGAAACAGCCGAGCGAGCGUGUCCGCACGUCGGCCUUUCGCCGAUCGCGAGUCAGUGAAACUGCAACUUGCAGCGGUAUUAUCGCGCGCGAAAGAGCUUCGCACGCAAUAAUCUGUCACUCGGCGGUUCCGUCCAGUUGCUCCAUGCGCAAUCAGAUAAUUGAUCGCGCGCUUAUCUGAACGUUUGUUUCUGCCGGUAUCCGUGAUCCGUGCGGCACUGCGAGCUGCAACUGCGGUUUCGGCUCCAGUUUGAGAGAUUUGCCUUCGUGAGACAGCAUUUGGAAGAAUUGAAAAUGCAGACAAUAAAGUGUGUUGUAGUGGGAGACGGGGCAGUUGGUAAAACUUGUUUAUUAAUCUCCUACACCACAAAUAAAUUUCCAUCGGAAUAUGUUCCAACAGUAUUUGACAAUUAUGCAGUCACUGUUAUGAUUGGCGGUGAACCAUAUACAUUAGGAUUAUUUGAUACAGCUGGUCAGGAAGACUACGAUCGUCUGCGUCCAUUAAGUUACCCACAAACUGAUGUAUUUCUUGUGUGCUUCUCAGUUGUAUCGCCGUCAUCGUUCGAAAACGUUAAAGAAAAGUGGGUACCAGAAAUAACGCAUCACUGUCAAAAAACGCCGUUUUUGUUGGUCGGUACGCAAAUUGAUUUACGAGACGAUGCGGCGACGAUCGAAAAGCUUGCGAAGAACAAGCAAAAAGCAAUUUCCGGUGAACAAGGAGAGAAGCUUGCUAAGGAAUUAAAAGCUGUAAAAUAUGUCGAAUGUAGCGCUCUUACACAGAAAGGACUUAAGAAUGUAUUUGAUGAGGCAAUAUUAGCGGCUUUGGAGCCUCCGGAACCUGUCAGAAGAAGAAGGUGUACCAUUUUGUAGGAGGUGUUUGGUUUUUUUUUAUAAAAAGAAUGUUAGUUCUACAGUGACUAAGACUGUAAGUUUUCUCAUACACACUGCAUGCGAAAGGUUUUACAGUGAUGAUUGUUAAAUCCUAAGGCAUAUAAUAAGUAUUUUUUAACAUUGACGGCAUGUACGUGGAUACGAAGCAAUCUUUACCUGUAUUGGCAUUACGUAAAUUUUAUAAUUGUAAAAUUAUAAUUGUAAUUAUUAAAUAUUAUCAAUUUGCCUUGUGUAAUGAAUGUUACACCAGCAUAUCACAUCAUUCCGCGCGUCUCUGUAUUUGCACUCCAACGAUCAAAUGUGUGGAUUGUCUGGAAAGAAAAGAAAAGAAAAAUACUGAACUCGUUUUUCUAAGCAAAUAAAUAAUUUCAUUCCAUCAACAAUUUUUACAUUCUAUCAAUAAUGUACAAACAAAUCGUUUCAUGUAUUCGAAAGGAAAGUUUACUUUAUAUAACUUAUUAUUUUAUAUAAAUUAUGAUACGACAUGCACGUAUAUGCAAGUGUAAUGCUAUUGACUCUCAUAUUUUACGACGUAUUUUGUGCACAUGCUAAUUAAAAGUUUUUUACAUUUUUAUAGGUGAGAACCAAUACUCGCCUCUUAACGUUCCGGACUCUUAAAAUCAAUACCUAAUAUAUAUAUAUUCCCACACUCGCUACAAGUGCAAAUAUUAGAUUAUCUAUCAAUUUAAUAGAUUUAAUUGUUCAACGAGCCAGUGAGUUUUGCGUUUCAGCUCACGGAAAGCGAUUAAAUGAGAAUUAUGAUAGAAUAUUAUACAACAUACAACAUUGCUAUUAUAUAGUCUCUGAAACAAGGAGGAAAGAAAAAAUUCUCUCUAUUGUGGGAUCAUGUGCAGAAGCACUGCACGAGCGCGUGUCUCUAUACAUAAUUAUAUUUUAUAAGAUCUGUAAAACUGUUUUGGUGGCCAUAUCGAUAUGUUAUCAUUAAAACAAAUAAUUAUGUUAAUAUAUAUUUUUGAUUAGUUUAAUGUAUGUCCUAUGUAUUGCGCAACUGAAUUCUUUAGUUAUAGUCCCGUACGAUUUAGUUAUGUGUAAGGUUCCUUAUAUGAAAAUUCUUAUAAAAUACAAAUAACUAUUAUUUCGAUAACUUGUACAAAAUACGUUACACUAAAGAUACAAUAGAAAAUAUCAGGAUUGGAUAAAUUUGUUUAAUGAUUGUAUUUUCUACAUUGAAAACUAAACAAUAGCCUAAAAAAAUGCGGAAUGUUUUGGUAUCAGGUAAAAGUCCACAGAUCGAGCAUGGAACCGCAGAUUUUUAUUGGCCGAUGCAUUUUGUCUAUACAAGAUCAUUUAAAUAAAUUUAGAUUUAUUCGAUUAUUAUUUCUACUCAGUUUUGUGUUAUUGUAAAUAUUCUCGUUUCUAUCGAGUUAAAUAUUGUAUUACAGUCUGCCAUAGAUUUUGUACGUCGGCUUAUCACUCGUAAGCAAAUGUGAUUUCGGACGGAGAUUAAAUAUGUUCACAAGGUAAUAAUAAAAAACUCUUAAGUAAAUGAAUUUUUUGGAUAUGUAAAGAAAUUUAUUUUGUUUAGGGAUGCUAAAAUAAGUUGGAUUAAUGAGAUAAGUUAAUGGUAAUUCGUACUAUAAUCAUACUGCGUAUAAAGUAUGAAUUAAAAAUUAAAUUUAGCAGGUAAUGUAUAAGUGUCCGAAAAUUCUUAUAAGAAUAUUAUAAGAUGUGCGCGCGUGCGUGAGUGCGUGUAUUAUUUGCCAAGAAGGAUAUUUAUACGUUUCUAUCAUAACUGAAAGAUGAGUUUUUUGUAUACAUUGAUAUUUGAGAGAGAGAGGAAGAAAGUCACUUUUGAUUCUAGAUUUAUAAGAAUAAAGAUAAUUUAAAAUACG